Cladophialophora psammophila CBS 110553 is the source of this 1767-nucleotide messenger RNA. RefSeq lists its product as uncharacterized. Gene Ontology annotation, molecular function: zinc ion binding; DNA binding. The record is from RefSeq and is a predicted model, not a curated record. Gene Ontology annotation, biological process: DNA-templated transcription. The coding region runs from base 1 to 1767 and encodes 588 amino acids. The transcript is spliced from 4 exons. Lineage: Eukaryota; Fungi; Ascomycota; Eurotiomycetes; Chaetothyriales; Herpotrichiellaceae.
AUGACCCGGUGGGACGAGGAAGUAACCUCGCCGACGCGACGAGAACACCUAAGCCAGGGCCGUGAAGUCAUGGAAUAUCACGGUGGGACCAAUCAAAUGACGAUCUUGAGCGAGGUCCUAGGAAGGUUGCGCCCGAAGAGAUUCGUUCGAAUAGUCUUGAGCGAUACCCUCCCCUCGAUGCCGAACGUCUGUUCGACCCUUCGGCCCGAUUUGACGCGAAUGGACAAAGUAGACAGGGAGUAUUUAAAGAAAAAGCGAGCCUUUGACUUUCCACCGCGACACGUCUGCGACCGGUUCUUGCGUCUUUAUUUUGACUGUGUGUAUCCGUAUGCACCGAUCUUCGACCGCGUGGAGUUCGUGCAGCAGUACAAGAAUGGCAGCUACUCAGCGUUUUUAUUGCAAGCCAUAUUGGCCUGCGUGGCAUCCUAUGCCUCGUCACAACUCAUCCGGGAAGCUGGGUUUUCAGAUCACGUCACGGCCCAAAGGACCUUUUUCUUGCGAGCGAGCUUACUUUGCGACCUCAAGGCGGAAUGCCAACAAUUACGAUUGUUACAGGGAUCCCUCGUCCUAAGUCUCCUAAACUUCACCUUCGCCAUCGACAAAGAUUACCGCUACUGGCUUUCCAAUGCGGUGCGUAUCGCGACUCAAAUGGGCCUCCACCAGGACAAUGUAGCAAAGGAUUUAGACACAGGUACGAGGACACUCUUCCGUCGCCUGUGGUGGGUUAUUUACAACCGAGACGCCCUACUGGUCUCCAGCGGUCUCGACAACGCACGGCGGAUACACGACAGCGACUUUGAUACCUCGGAGUUGGAACUGUCUGAUUGGCCAGAAGAGAACAUUACCGAAGACGUUGCAGACGUCUUGCGCCCAAUAUCACGAUUGCAAAAGCUUUUCCUUAUUGAGAGCUGUGCACACUACGUACAAACAUCGCGUUUCUCAGAGACAGCAUUGACGAAAGGGUGGCCUGAGCUGGAGGGUUCUCUCGCCACAUGGCGGAUGCAACUCCCUGCUGAGAUGCGGACCGAAGGUGUCUAUGACUGGUGCCAGACCAACAUUUGGCCCUUGGUUCUCAUGGCGAGGUGCUACUUGUUGGAGUGCAUCGUUUACCGGGUUCUCCGGGAUAGUUUCCGUGCUUCGGGAGAUGCCCCUCUGGCUGAUCGUUCAGCGCGCCGGCUUCAAACGGCGAUGUUCGAGCUGGACUCAAUUCUAGACAGAAUUAUGCUCCACAACCUUGCUCGGUACUGCCCUUUGUAUAUGAUGAACUGCACUUCCACUCUCCUCGCUCUCCAUAUCGAGACAGCGCUCCAUCAAUCGGCCAGCGAAGAGGAUCGUCUGGCUGCACGCAUCCGCAUUCACCAAGCGCAAAAGUACCUCCGUGGCUUGUCUGAUUAUUGGAGUUCUAUCAAAUGGGCUCAGCGACUGUUUGAGGUGAUAGUAUCGCGUACAGGCCUCUCUCUUGUAGUCCCACCGCAGCCGAUAUUCGACCUUCAUUCUUCUAAUCCAUUCAACCCUGGCGGGAGGAACAACGGCAACCUUGCAAGUGGCAAAGUCGGAGAUGCCGCGGCUGAGCUUAGCAACAAUAAUAGUCCGAGAGAGCGUCCAGACGCGCUCCCCAGCCCGGCGACUUCACCAUCUUUCAUCGAUUUUGUGGACAUUGACGACACACUCGGCAAUAUGAUGGGUAGAUACGCCGAAGACUGGCUUCAGGACCUCUUCGGUGAUGAUUUUGGUGCGUUGGACGAACAGUGGUCGAGCACGCAGUAA